Molecule: messenger RNA, 1465 nt
Organism: Tachysurus vachellii
Lineage: Eukaryota; Metazoa; Chordata; Actinopteri; Siluriformes; Bagridae
Gene: tmem176
Product: transmembrane protein 176
Exons: 7
Coding region: 198-767 (189 amino acids)
Cellular component (GO): membrane
Source: RefSeq, a predicted model, not a curated record
GACAUGAUCUCCUUGAAAAAUUAAGAUAAAUUAUUUUAUCUGAAGUGAUUCAGUUUGAGUGCUACAAAAGACUUAAAGUAAUUGUCAAACCUAAUAGUCAAUAAACUGUUAGGUUUAAUUUCAUUUUUAUGCUGCCUUUAUUAAUCCUCACUGUAAUUUAUUUGUUUCUUCAAAUAAAUUUAAGGCACUGAACGAGAAUGGCACUGACGGUGUCAAGUGACUUGUCUGUGUCUGUAACUACAGACCAGAAUGUUAAUAAAUUAACAGACAUGCAGGAGGUACUUAAAAGGAGAAUACAGAAAGGAGAAUCAAAAUCAUUGGGGAUUUCCCAGGUCAUGCUUGGAUUUAUGAUCAUCUCUUACUCUGUGCCACUGCUCUCUUCCGAAUUCACAGAGGUUGUCAUGUUUGGUGUGCCGUGGUGGAGUGGUAUAUCCUUUGUCAUUGCAGGUACUGUUGCUCUUAUAAUGGAAAAACAUAGCAGUGUUUCUUUGGUCUUUAUAUGCAUGGUGUUGACACUGUUCGCUGCAGUCAUCUCGGUCAUUGCAAUAAUUAUCUACAUGGUUGAUAUUGUGAACCACCCUCAGACUACUUGCCAGAGCAACACAAUGCCUAAAUGUGGUGUAGAAUAUCAUCUCACGAGACUCAAUGUAGAAGUGAAGUCAAUUCUCAUGUCCCUCAGCAUGGUUCAAACUGGCAUCGCUUCUGCUUUUGCAUUAAUUCUGUACAGAGAAAGGCAAAAUUUUAACAACUACAUGUUUGUGAAUUAAGGAUGUCCUGUAUUUGAAAAAACUGACAGCAUUGAACUUCAAUCAACUAACCACCACACAUCUUUAUUUUUUACAUAUUUCUAUAAUACAUUAUGUUCACUUAUUCUUAGAUAAAUUGUACUAUAUAAUGAACAGUAUGUAUUAAGAUGCAUUAGACAUUUUGUUAACAUUUUAUAAUAUAGGUUAUAUACAAUGAAUCUUUCAAAAUUGCAACAGAGCUGCACUAAAACAGUAUUAAAUGAGUACAUUUCAGCUGCAUACAUAAUUCUGGCCCAGUUUUGCUAGUUUCCUUGACUGUACAGUACAAGCUGUGUUAUGUCCAUUCUUGCAGCUGGUGGCCUUCAAUCUUCCAAAAUUCUUUCACAAUUCCCUACAGAAUUUCUGGCUCUCAACAACAGAAGUACUUAGCUCUUCUGCUGGAUUUGUAAUGGGAAACAGUCUACUAUUGUUGUACAGUAAAUUGUCCCAAAAUUUCUUAUAUUCUCCAAAUAUAGAGAUGCCAAAUAUGAAUGAUCACAUUCAGUUGUUAUCUACAGCGAAUUAGUUUUGUGUUGUUUUUCUUUAUUACAAUUUAUUGAUUUCUAUCUUUGUAUGGAAAUUUCUGAGAGAACAAUUUCAUAUUUUUUUUAAUGUUACAAUACUAAUUUUCAUAUAAUGCAUUUAUAAUGUAAACAUGUUUUAUUAAAAAAUGUCUAUAA